GAAUAGUAUGGAGGUCAGAGCCAGAGCGCCUGGGAAAAUCAUACUCGCCGGCGAGCACGCCGUCGUUCACGGAUCCACCGCCGUCGCCGCCGCCAUCGAUCUCUACACUUAUGUAUCUCUCCGCUUCCCCACUCCCGAGGAUAACGACGAUGCACUAAAACUCCAGCUCAAGGAUGUGGACUUGGAAUUUUCUUGGCCAGUUGGAAAGCUUAAGGAAGUUCUGCCUGAACUGGGCGGCAAGUCUGCUUCCUCACCUUCAUCAUGUUCAUUAGAGACCGCAAAAGCAAUUGAUGCAUUAGUUGAAGAGCUAAAUUUAGCAGAUGCUAAGAUUGGACUUGCUUCAGGAAUUUCAGCUUUCCUUUGGCUGUAUACAUCAAUUCAUGGUAAUAAGCCAGCUAAAGUUGUUGUCAAUUCUGAGCUACCAUUAGGCUCUGGCUUGGGUUCGUCUGCUGCUCUUUGUGUUGCACUGUCUGCUGCCCUCCUUGCACUAUCUGAUUCUUUGAAACUUGAUUUUAGCCAUCAAGGUUGGCAAACAUUUGGGGACAGUGAACUAGAUCUGGUAAACAAAUGGGCAUUUGAAGGUGAAAAGAUGAUCCAUGGGAGGCCAUCUGGGAUAGACAAUACAGUAAGCACCUUCGGAAACAUGAUAAAAUUUAGGUCUGGCGAACUCACACGUAUCAAGACGAAUAUGCCUUUGAAGAUGCUCGUUACUAACACGAAAGUUGGAAGAAAUACAAGAGCAUUGGUAGCUGGUGUGUCAGAAAGGGCAGCGAGGCAUGGUGGUGCCAUGACCUCUGUAUUUAAAGCUGUUGAUUCUAUCAGCAAUGAGGUGGCUGCCAUCAUCCAGUCACCAGUUUCUGAUGAUCUUGCUAUAACUGAGAAAGAGGAAAAACUAGGGGAGCUGAUGGAGAUGAAUCAGGGAUUACUCCAGUGCAUGGGAGUCAGCCACGGUUCUAUCGAGACUGUGAUCAAAACUACGUUAAAAUACAAGCUAGCCACUAAACUAACAGGAGCUGGUGGAGGAGGCUGCGUUCUCACACUGCUACCUACUCUAUUAGCAGGAACGGUGGUUGACAAAGUAAUUGCAGAGCUAGAAGAAAGUGGAUUCCAAUGUUUGAUCGCCGGAAUAGGUGGAAGAGGCAUGGAGAUUAGCUUUAGUGGUUUCUCUUAACAUAGCCCAGAAGCAACACCCAAAUGUAAGAUCUGUACCUCAAUCUUCAAAUAAUAAUUUGCAGAUCAAAUCAUUCUAUCCUUUUUUUUA
Salvia miltiorrhiza (redroot sage) is the source of this 1261-nucleotide messenger RNA. RefSeq names its product mevalonate kinase-like. Lineage: Eukaryota; Viridiplantae; Streptophyta; Magnoliopsida; Lamiales; Lamiaceae. The transcript has a single exon. The record is from RefSeq and is a predicted model, not a curated record. Gene Ontology annotation, molecular function: ATP binding; mevalonate kinase activity. Gene Ontology annotation, biological process: isoprenoid biosynthetic process. Gene Ontology annotation, cellular component: cytoplasm. Bases 8 to 1171 code for a protein of 387 amino acids.